Archocentrus centrarchus (flier cichlid) is the source of this 774-nucleotide messenger RNA. It is a transcript of the gene eif4h, whose product is annotated as eukaryotic translation initiation factor 4h. Lineage: Eukaryota; Metazoa; Chordata; Actinopteri; Cichliformes; Cichlidae. Gene Ontology annotation, molecular function: RNA binding. The record is from RefSeq and is a predicted model, not a curated record.
AUGGCGGACUACGACAACUUUGAAGAGCGGGACCGGGCCUACGGCAGCUUCGGCGGCGGCAGAGGGCCCCGUGGCGGCAGCGGUCCCGGAGCCCCCAGGAAGCAGAAGGAGCUGCGACAGAGCCUCCGUUUCACAGCGUACGUGGGAAACCUGCCGUUCAACACGGAGGGAGACAUCGACAUCAUCUUCAACGCUAACAUCCGCAGCGUCCGAUUGGUCAGAGACAAAGAGACAGACAAGUUCAAAGGUUUUUGUUAUGUUGAAUUUGAAGAUUUGGAAUCUCUAAAAGAAGCUUUGACGUACGACGGCGCUUUAUUAGGUGAAAGGUCACUGAGGGUGGACAUCGCAGAGGGACGAAGGCAAGAGCGAGGAGGCGGCGGCUUCGGCUUCAGGAAAGACGACAGCAGAGGACGAGGAGGCUCUCGAGGAGCUCCCAGAGGAGGAGGAGGACGUGACUCCCGUGAGGACUUCUACGACCAGCCCGGAGGAGGUUUUAGAGAUGAUGACUACAUGGGAGGGCGGAGUCGAGGCGGUGGCAGUCGCCCUGGUGAAAGAAGGGGUGGGAGCGGAGGGAUGGGUCGCUACAGAGACGGACCUCCCCGAGGAGGAACGACAGACUUCAGGGAACCGUCUGAAGAGGAGCGCGCACAGCGGCCUCGGCUGCAGCUGACUCGGACCGUCUCUGAGCCGCUCAACCAGGUCGCCAACCCCAACUCUGCCAUCUUCGGCGGAGCGAAGCCGCGAGAGGAGGUGAUCUCAAGAGAAAAACCAUAA